This is a messenger RNA of Candida albicans SC5314, 438 nucleotides long. It is a transcript of the gene RPS18, whose product is annotated as 40S ribosomal protein uS13. The coding region runs from base 1 to 438 and encodes 145 amino acids. Gene Ontology annotation, cellular component: cytosol; small ribosomal subunit; ribosome. The transcript is spliced from 2 exons. NCBI's taxonomy places the organism in Eukaryota, Fungi, Ascomycota, Pichiomycetes, Serinales, Debaryomycetaceae. The record is from RefSeq and is a predicted model, not a curated record. Gene Ontology annotation, biological process: translation. Gene Ontology annotation, molecular function: RNA binding; structural constituent of ribosome.
AUGCCAUUAGUUGUCCAAGAACAAGGUUCAUUCCAACACAUUUUACGUUUGUUAAACACCAACAUUGAUGGUAGAAUCAAGAUCAUGUACGCCUUGACCAAGAUCAGAGGUGUCGGUAGAAGAUAUGCCAACUUGGUUUGUAAAAAAGCCGAUGUUGAAUUAACCAAAAGAGCUGGUGAAUUGACCCAAGAAGAAUUGGAAAGAAUUGUCACCAUUAUGCAAAACCCAACCAACUAUAAAAUCCCAGCUUGGUUCUUGAACAGACAAAAAGAUCAAGUUGAUGGUAAAGAUUACCAUGUUUUAGCUAACAACUUGGAAUCUAAAUUGAGAGAUGAUUUGGAAAGAUUGAAGAAAAUCAGAUCUCACAGAGGUAUUAGACACUUCUGGGGAUUGAAAGUUAGAGGUCAACAUACUAAAACUACUUCUCGUGGUCGUUAA